Helianthus annuus (common sunflower) is the source of this 420-nucleotide messenger RNA. RefSeq lists its product as uncharacterized. Lineage: Eukaryota; Viridiplantae; Streptophyta; Magnoliopsida; Asterales; Asteraceae. The coding region runs from base 1 to 420 and encodes 139 amino acids. The transcript has a single exon. The record is from RefSeq and is a predicted model, not a curated record.
AUGGACAAGGCCAUGAGAUGCCUAGCUUUGUUACUUUUCCUUGUGGCACCACCGUGUUGCUUGGCCAGUCCGCCACCACCGCCUUCGCCAUCUACUCCGGUAGCUAGCUGGAAGCAUGUCCUCCACAUCAUAGACAAAGAUCUUAAAGAUCUCAAAUUUUGGUGUGAAGCUCUAGAUGAUCUUCUUGAUGAUUAUACGCUUCAACCGGGCCAGAAAAUUAAACUUGUUGUAGCUACCAAUAGUUUAUACGACUGCCGUUUCAAAUGGCAAUCAAGAGAAAAAAUGGUUUAUGUUUUCGAUGAUGGUUUGAUUAGUCAUUGUGUUGGGGGCUUUGUUAAAGAUUGUACGUGGGAGGCAAGAACCGAUGGUUUUUGGUUUUAUGACAACAAGAAACAUUGGAUUAAAAAGGAUCACUGGUAG